Molecule: messenger RNA, 2528 nt
Organism: Nelumbo nucifera (sacred lotus)
Lineage: Eukaryota; Viridiplantae; Streptophyta; Magnoliopsida; Proteales; Nelumbonaceae
Source: RefSeq, a predicted model, not a curated record
UACUUUUAUCUCAUAAGUACAUAUGUUGCAAGGUCUUUCAAUUGUUUAAAAAUAUUUUGACCAUAAAGAAAGAUUCCCUGCUGCUGGUUUUACACCCUUUACAGGAAAACAAAUUCCCGAGUCUUAAGAAAAACUCAUUAAACUAAAGGAUGCACAGCGAACCAUUCCUUAUACAAUAUAAAAUUCAUAUAGAUGCAAGCUAUGCGCUGUACGCGUCUGUCUCUUUAGAUAUUGCUAUCUUUGCAUCUAUAGUAUCAACUUUUGAGUUGGCACCAAAAUAAGUUUAUCCUCGACAUUAAUCGAGGCUAAUACUUUGUAAACAUACAGGCAUAUAUUACUUCUGUCAUUAGUUGUGUGACAGGCAGAAUGAAACACCAAUUUUUUUAAUCUUCCCUCCAGCCAAACCCAGGCUUUUCUCAAGUCUCAAUUCUCGAAUGUCAACCCUGCAACUUCUUCCUGGUCUGUCUCUUUACAUAGACAAAGGCAACUCCUGAUAAAUUCAGCACAACAUAACAUCUCUUUCUCUCUGAGACAAACAGAAACAUUCACAUUUUCUUUGUCUCAUCCUCUCCAAGAUGGGCGAAGACAACAAACCCUUCUAUCGCCUGCCGUUUCUUCUCCUCUCAAUCUUCCAUCUCGUCUCUGUCGUCAUCUCUGAUGAUGCCUUUGUCAUGAACAAGCUUGCCGCCUCUCUCAAGCCGACUCCAUCCGGCUGGUCAGGCUCCGACCCUUGUAAAUGGACCGGCGUUAAUUGUGACUCCAACCAUCGAAUCACAGCCAUCAACCUUGCAUCCAGAUCUCUCUCCGGAACUCUUCCUUCAGAUCUCAAUCAACUCAGCCAACUCCAAAUCCUCUCCCUCCAAAACAACAUAAUCUCAGGGCCCUUGCCUUCUCUUGCCAACCUCACCAACCUUGAAGAAGCCUUUCUAGAUAGGAACAACUUCACCUCCGUCCCACUUUCAUUUUUUGUCGGACUCGAAAGCUUGCAAGUUCUCAGUCUCGGUGAGAACUAUAAUCUCGCGCCAUGGUCAAUACCUCUAGAUCUCGUUCAAUCCUCGAGUUUGGUCACCUUUUACGCAAGCAAGGCCAAUGUAGUGGGUAUGAUUCCGGACAUUUUUCGUUCGUUUCCGAAUUUGCAGUCUCUCAGGCUUUCUUACAACAGAUUAACGGGUCCUCUUCCGCCCUCUUUCAACGGCUCUAAUAUUCAGAACCUUUGGCUGAACAAUCAGGAUUAUGGGUUGUCAGGAACUAUUGAAGUGCUCGGAACAAUGGCUCAGCUUACCCAGGUCUGGCUCCAGGGAAACAAGUUAUCGGGUCUGAUCCCAGAUCUUUCAGCCUGUACUUCGCUCUUUGAUCUUCAGCUCCGUGACAAUCAAUUCACCGGAGUAGUACCCACUACGUUAAUGUCCCUUCCCAGCUUGCUUAAUGUGUCAUUGUCGAAUAACAAGCUGAUGGGUUCAUUCCCAGAAUUCAACUCCAAUGUGCAGGCCAUAAUUGGAGGGAUCAAUAACUUCUGCAAUUUGAAGCCCGGUUCAUGUGAUUCUCAGGUGACAGCACUGAUCGCCGUCGCCGGUGGCUUUGGUUACCCCAUGACCUUGGCGGAUGCUUGGGAUGGUAAUGAUCCAUGCCAUGGUUGGCGCUUUAUUACUUGCGAUACAAAGAACAAAAAUGUUACUGUAAUCAACCUUGCAAAACAGCAUUUAUCUGGGAAGAUCUCACCUGCCAUUGCAAACCUUACUUCAUUGAGGGAUUUGUUCCUGAAUGACAAUAAUCUCACUGGCCCAAUACCAGACGCAUUGACAACUUUGCCUCAGCUGCGGGUCCUUGAUCUCUCCAACAACAAUCUCACUGGAAAAAUACCAGCUUUUCCAGAAAGAGUGACAGUGAGCAUUUCAGGGAAUGCCCUGCUUGGACAUAAUUCAAUCUCAAGUGAAGAGGGAGGAGGAAGCACAGAUACCCUUUCAAGUGCUAAUUCACCUGGUGGAAGUCCAAAAUCUCCUUCCUUCUCACCUGCAAUAUUUGCUGGUACAGUUGUUGUUUUGGUUUUCCAUGUAUUGCGUUUUUAGUUGUUGAAGAUCGCCACACCGCGAGGACGUACAGCAGAAAGUUGGUACAAGUUGAAAUCCUUCCUCAAAAUAUGUAGGAAACAAAUCCAAUUCUUUCAAGGUGGGAACGUUGUUAUUCCUAUUGGGUUCUUCUUCAACAGGUAGUGGGAAGCUUCAACGAGAACUUGUUGGGUCAAAGUGAAUCCGGAGUUAAUGUUUUUCCAUAUAAUGGACUGAGUCUACUGCAUUAAUGGGUACCAAGUUAAAGGGGGUGAUGAAGAAGUUUCAGGCAGUGAUUUCAAUUCUCACAGUGGUUUGUUCGCAUAUGCAUUUGGUCACUCUUUUGGGUUCUUCAUAAUCAUCAUCAAUGGCAUGAAAGGAGAGCUUUUUGCUUUUUGGUGUAUCAGUGUUGUGUCAAGAGUGUAAAGGUUGACAUACAGGUUGUUCUUGUAAAUUGAAAUAUGAGGUUUGUUAUUUUUUUAA